Encephalitozoon hellem ATCC 50504 is the source of this 222-nucleotide messenger RNA. RefSeq lists its product as uncharacterized. The transcript has a single exon. Bases 1 to 222 code for a protein of 73 amino acids. The record is from RefSeq and is a predicted model, not a curated record. NCBI's taxonomy places the organism in Eukaryota, Fungi, Microsporidia, Unikaryonidae.
AUGAGCAAAACUUACUUGAAGUCAUGGAAGGAGAAAAAAGAAAAGAGUCCAAAUUCUGUUCUCUCCUUCAAGCAGAGGCUGAGAAUAAAGCAGCAGAAGCAGGCGGAAAGGAGAGCUCUUCUUAGCAAGAUCAAGAUCUUGAAGACAAAGAAGAGGAACUUCCUAAGGGAGCGCCAGAAGCAAAGGGAGAUGAAGAAGCUGGAAAGCAUGGCCAAGCACUAA